AUGGAAUUUCGCCGGUUGCAUCCAUUGCUGCGCCUUGCAUCCCGUCCUCAUUUGGGUUCUUGCAGGCGGGCCAGCGUCUAUGAUGACGAAAUGGAUCAAAUAACAAGACCUGACUGGCAUGUUGUUAUGAAUGGAAAGUAUAAUAAGGGCCUUGCGUUCACCAUUAAGGAACGGCAACGUCUGGGCAUCAUGGGAUUGAUGCCCUGCUCCGUGCGCUCAAUGGAUGACCAGAUGAAUGCCGCCCUGACGAAUUUUGAGGCCAGACCCACCGAUAUCGCCCGAUUUACAUACUUGAGCGCUGUCCACCAUCGACACCGGCGACUGUACUACCGGUUUAUCAAGGAGAACAUCGAGAAAUCGCUACCCAUUGUUUAUACACCAACGGUGGGCGAUGUGGUGGCCACCUAUGGACUGAACUUCCAGCAGGCCAUCAGCCUGUUCAUCAGCAUUCACGACAAGGGCCACAUCCGGGAUCUCAUGCACAACUGGGUGGACGAGGGCGUUAAGGCCAUCUGUGUGACGGAUGGCGGAAGGGUCCUGGGUCUCGGGGACAUGGGUGCCAAUGCGAUGGGCAUUAGUUUGGGCAAAAUGAUCCUGUAUACGGCUUUGGGAAGCAUUCCGCCGAGCACACUAAUGCCCGUUUGCCUGGACGUGGGUACCGAUAAUCAGGCCCUACUGCAGGAUCCCCUUUAUGUUGGAUCACGAAUACCGCGAGUUACGGGACCGGAGUACGAUGAACUGGUGGAUGAAUUUAUGGAGUCGGCGGUUAAAUGCUUCGGAAACAACACAUUUAUCCACUUUGAGGACUUUGCAACUCCAAAUGCCUUGAGGUUCUUGGAAAAAUACCAGUACAAGUACUGUUGCUUCAACGAUGAUAUCCAGGGAACGGGAGCCACUGGUCUGGCCGCGUUCAUCAAUGUGGAACGCAUCACUGGCCGUAAAUUGGAGGACACCGUAUUCCUCUUCGUGGGAGCUGGGAGUGCGGCAUUGGGUAUCGCCAAUAUGCUGGAAAUGGAACUGGAGGUACGCGGUAUUCCUGCCGAGGAGGCAACCAAAAACAUCUACCUAAUGGAUGUCAAUGGUAUUUUGACCCCGGAGUCACCUAAUCCACCGGAGAUGGGUAAAAUAUUUAUAAAGCCCAUGGAGCCCAUGAAGGAUAUUAUGACCGUGCUGGAGAAACUUAAGCCAUCCGUACUUGUUGGAGCCACUGGCGUGGGUGGAAUUUUCAACGAAGAAGUACUGAAAACCAUGGCAAAAAAUCACGAACGUCCUGCAGUUUUUCCGCUCUCGAAUCCAACUGCCAACUCGGAAUGCACCGCCGAACAGGCCUUCACACACACUGAGGGUCGCGUGCUCUUCGGCUCCGGAUCGCCCUUUCCACCAGUGGUCAUCAAUGGCAAAAGAUAUCGCCCCGCCCAGGCCAACAACUGUCUGACUUUUCCGGGCAUCGCAUUGGCCGCCAUUACGGCCAAGGCGCGAUAUCUGCCAAACGAAGUAUUUUCCGUAGUGUCGCACGAGCUGGCCAGGAAUACACCUCAGGAACUGCUCGACGAGGGCACUCUGUUUCCGCCCAUCAGGGAUGCAAACAGAGUGGCCUUCAAUGUGGGCGUUGCCAUGACUCAGUAUCUAAUUGAUAAUGAUCUUUCAAAUAUUUACCCAAAGCCCGAUGAUGUCUGUGAGUUUGUCAAGAGAAGUCUGUAUAGUUUCGAUUACAGAAACUCCCUGCCAACUACUUGGGAUUAUCCCGAGGAACCGCCAGCGCCGAAACCCAAACCCAAACCCAAAUCGAAGCCGAAGGAAUAAAGCACGAAGUGAACUUGGCCGGGAUUCAUUUUUAUCAAACACUUUUGACCUGAUUCUCAGCCGAGAAAGGAGCCCUGCGUGUAAUUAGUUGCAGAUGCAAGCGUACAAAGACCUACAUACACAAAGACAUAUACAAGCUGGCACGAUAAAUGCCCGACAUUUUAACGUUAUUAUUGUCCUGUCAACGGGAAGCCAGUUGACAUGCUCGUGCGCCUGUGUGUGUGUUUGUGUAUCCAGCUGAUUUGCAUAUAAAAUAGGACGAAAUGUCUGCUCACCAAAAAUGUCAAUCAAUUUCUUAGCCUCCUUUGCGCUCCUUUUA
This is a messenger RNA of Drosophila simulans, 2122 nucleotides long. Its product is annotated as NADP-dependent malic enzyme. The record is from RefSeq and is a predicted model, not a curated record. Lineage: Eukaryota; Metazoa; Arthropoda; Insecta; Diptera; Drosophilidae. Gene Ontology annotation, molecular function: malate dehydrogenase (decarboxylating) (NADP+) activity; malate dehydrogenase (decarboxylating) (NAD+) activity; NAD binding. Gene Ontology annotation, cellular component: mitochondrion. Bases 1 to 1803 code for a protein of 600 amino acids. Gene Ontology annotation, biological process: malate metabolic process; pyruvate metabolic process. The transcript is spliced from 4 exons.